Fusarium redolens is the source of this 1659-nucleotide messenger RNA. Its product is annotated as general substrate transporter. Gene Ontology annotation, cellular component: membrane. The record is from RefSeq and is a predicted model, not a curated record. The transcript has 2 exons. Gene Ontology annotation, molecular function: carbohydrate:proton symporter activity. Lineage: Eukaryota; Fungi; Ascomycota; Sordariomycetes; Hypocreales; Nectriaceae. Gene Ontology annotation, biological process: transmembrane transport; carbohydrate transport. Bases 1 to 1659 code for a protein of 552 amino acids.
AUGGGUAUUUCCAUCAACAAUAUCUUCGCCGUCAAUGAGGACCGGCCGACUCCAAAGGUCGUUUACAAUUGGCGCGUUUACACUUGCGCUGCCAUCGCCUCUUUCGCAUCAUGCAUGAUCGGCUAUGAUUCCGCCUUUAUCGGCACCACGAUCGCGCUGCCGUCCUUUACCGAGGAAUUCGAUUUUGCAUCUUACGAACCCAACGAUCUUGCUCUUCUCAAAUCCAACAUUGUCUCCGUCUAUCAAGCAGGUGCUUUCUUUGGCAGUUUAUUCGCCUACAUCACCUCCUAUUUCAUCGGGCGACGUUACUCCCUGAUUGCUUUCAGCUUUGUGUUCAUGGUUGGCGCCGGCAUGAUGCUUGGCGCUAAUGCUGAGCGUGGCCUGGGACUCAUUAUUGGCGGCCGUGUUCUCGCUGGAGUUGGAGUUGGCGCUUGCUCUAACAUGGUCCCGAUCUACUGCUCCGAGCUGUCUCCUCCUGCUAUUCGAGGUCGCCUCGUUGGUAUCUACGAACUUGGUUGGCAGAUUGGCGGCCUUGUCGGGUUCUGGAUCAAUUAUGGGUUGGCUGAGACGAUGGCUCCUAGCCAUAAGCAGUGGAUCAUUCCCUUUGCUGUCCAGCUCAUCCCCGCAGGUAUGCUGCUCUUCGGUGCCUUCUGGAUCAGGGAGUCGCCUCGUUGGCUAUUCUCCAAGGGCCGCCGUGAGGAAGCCAUGAAGAACCUAUGCUGGGUGAGGCAGCUGCCGGCUAAUGACCUUUAUCUCGUCGAAGAGGUUAGCUACAUUGACCAGGAACUCGAUCGCUACAACAAAGAAGUCGGACCCGGUUUCUGGAAGCCAUUCACUGCGCUCAAGAGCCGCAAGGUUCAAUGGCGCUUCUUCCUCGGCGGCAUGAUGUUCCUCUGGCAGAACGGCUCCGGCAUCAACGCCAUCAACUAUUACAGCCCUACUGUGUUCAAGAGUAUCGGCAUCCAAGGCACUAAUACCUCGUUCUUGACUACCGGUAUUUUCGGCGUGGUUAAAACGAGCGUUACUAUCAUCUUUAUUCUGUUCCUGAUCGAGACCGUGGGACGCAGGAAGUUGUUGAUUAUUGGAUCAGUCGGUGGUUCCCUCUGUAUGUGGUUUAUCGGAAGCUAUAUCAAGAUAGCAGACCCGGCUGCCAAGGUGGCGGCUGCUGCGGCCACCGGAGCCUCAGCUCCGUCAAUGUCGAGCGGUGGAAUCGCCGCGGUGUUCUUCUUCUACCUCUGGACUGUCUUUUACUCCCCCACGUGGAAUCCGAUCCCCUGGGUGCUCAACUCUGAGAUGUUUAACGAGAAUUCCAGAUCACUCGGUCAAGCUUCCGCUGCUGCCAACAACUGGUUCUGGAACUUCAUUGUCUCUCGCUUUACCCCGCAAAUGUUUAUCAAGAUGGGCUAUGGCGUCUACUUCUUUUUUGCGUCGCUUAUGAUCCUCUCCGCUAUCUUCGUCUUCUUCUUCAUUCCUGAGACCAAGGGCCUGCCGCUUGACACGAUGGAUCGUCUCUUUGAAAUCAAGCCCGUGUGGAAGGCCCAUGGCCAACUGUCUGAGGAACUGAGGCUACAGGAGGAGGAAUUUCGACGUAAUGCGGAGGGUGCCGACCUUAGUGCUGAGAAGACUCUAGCUAUUGCUGAAGAAAGUGAGCGGGUUUGA